This is a messenger RNA of Durusdinium trenchii, 1443 nucleotides long. NCBI's taxonomy places the organism in Eukaryota, Dinophyceae, Suessiales, Symbiodiniaceae. The record is from the annotation of a GenBank genome assembly.
AUGCGAAUGUCGCGCUCCUCGACCUUCGCCCUGAAGAUGGCGCCGAAGAAUCCCCGCCUCACGGGCCCCACGGCGCUGAGGCAUCGAAGAGGAGUUUCCAAAGAAGCGGAGCAAGCGCCUGUGCAAGGUGAUCCUCUGGAGCGCGGUAGCCCCAACCACCGGAGCCCGUUGGCAAGGGGAGGUGAGACACUCACCCUAGAGCCGCCAUGGAACCUCAGCAACAAGGUUGUGUACAAUCGCCUGGACAUAGCCACAAAGACCAGCCAGACUCAUUCCUUUGCAAUGUAUACCAAAGAAUACGAUGUCUUCACUGGUGACCUGAAGCAACGUUUUGAUGAAAAGCUCAAAGGAUAUCUCUCUGAGGCCACCACAGUGGAACAUGCUCGGCGGCUUGCCAGUGAUGGUGGGUGUUCAUUGCUGCGCGAAGCUGAGAAGAGUGACGUGCAGUUGCUGCUGAAGCACUUCGUCUUCACCUUGCUCGUCCCGGUGAACCCCGAUGGUUACGUCUACACCUGGGAGGUCGACCGUAUGUGGCGCAAGACGCGGAGUGAUCGCCCCAACCUGCAAUGCGAUGGGAAGGUGGCGGGUGUCGAUGCCAACCGCAACUGGGGCUUUACUUUCGGCAAGACGGCGGACAAAUCCUAUGAGUCACUUUUGCACGAUCCAUGCUCCUCCGUCUUCAUUGGCCCCAAACCGUUUUCUGAACCAGAGACGAAGGCGGCGUCUGAUUACAUGAAGCAAAGGCAAGAGAAAAGCUUGCAGUUGAAAUCCGAGACCGCGGGUCCUGGUUAUGUAGCUGCCUUCAUUGACUACCAUUCUUAUGCUGAGGCAAUGCUACCGCCAUGGGCCUACACUGCGGAGACCCCCAGCGGACCGGAUGGUGUCUACCAGACGGAGAUGACCAAGUCUUUGAAUCGGGCGUUCUUCAACACCUCAGGGCGUACCUUCCAUGCAGGAGCUGAUGUGUUUCCCCCAGACCCGGGCACUGGUCCCGACUGGGCCUAUGGACUUCUUGGAAUCCGCGCUACCAUGACCAUUGAGCUCGAAGGUCACAGCUUUUGCCUGCCAGCGACACAAAUCCAGAACGUUGGGCAGGAGCAAUGGGCUGGAGUCAAGGCAUUGGCGAGCUUCAUCCAAAAGCACGGGGGAGAGCCAUCCACAGAGACUGGCCUUUUUUGCACCAGGCUGGGCACCAAGAGCAGUGAGAAUAGAAAGCCUUUUUUGGAGGGAGUGAGUCAGAGCAUUGCACCUGGAAAGUUCUUUUUUGGCGGGUCCUUUUGGGUGCUUGGAGGUGGCAACUCCUUGCUCGUUGCAGCCAACCCAUCCAUGGAGGCACCUGCCUCCUACGGGUGGCUCAUUGCCUUGACUGUGCGAAACUCACAGCAAAAUCUCGGUCAAAUUGACUUUGCACGUUCAUUUGGCACGUCGAAUUCGGUCACUUGA